AUGGGUCCAAGGCGUAGGAAGACGAAAAUUAAGCUGACGAUAGAGAAGGAGGAAGAGCGGUGCCGCUGCUCAACAAUCAUCUCUGUCAAGGGCAUGGGCAUGGACCACAUGAUGGGGCUUGGUGCCAGAGCCGCCCACCAGAUCUCCAGGGCUGAACCAAUGCCUGACCGAAGGUCAAGGUUUUGGCAGACGGAUGUGCAGCCUGCGCCUCGUAUAGACAUCAUCUGCCCUCUUCCUUGCCGCCCUUCCCGCCCACAGCUCCUCAAUUGGCCCAGCCCCAAUUCUAACGGGGCACUCCCAUUGUAUAGAGCAGACCCCACUUGUGAUAUCGUUGAUCUCAUCCUUAGCAAGAAUGACCCUGAUGUGGAUACUGAUUCAAGCAGCCAGGUGGCCUUUUUCUGUGGCUCACCUCCUGCACGCACUGACAACCCUGUUAUCAAUGACCCACAGUUUGGAAAGAAAACACCAUCCUUUUCUCCUUUAGGAAGCUCUUUCGGAAAAAUGGCAGCUGGAAGAGUUGAAGUAGGUUCUCCGACCUGCGGGGCCAGCAGCCCGAAAGUAAGAAUCGAAGGUUUUGCUUGCGGGAACAAAGAGCCCCCUCACUGUGCAGUUACAUUUGCCUGA
This is a messenger RNA of Miscanthus lutarioriparius, 624 nucleotides long. NCBI's taxonomy places the organism in Eukaryota, Viridiplantae, Streptophyta, Magnoliopsida, Poales, Poaceae. The record is from the annotation of a GenBank genome assembly.